Triticum turgidum subsp. durum (durum wheat) is the source of this 954-nucleotide messenger RNA. The record is from the annotation of a GenBank genome assembly. Lineage: Eukaryota; Viridiplantae; Streptophyta; Magnoliopsida; Poales; Poaceae.
AUGGGCACCCUCGUCGGCCACGUCGCUCCGGGCGCCGGCUUCCUCCUCAUCGGCCUGUGGCAGCUGUUCAACCACAUCCGGCUGUUCGCGCUGCGGCCCGACUCCUACGCCGCGCCGCUCUGGUUCCCCGCGCGCGGCGUCCGGCACCUCGAGCUCAUCCUCAUCAUCGCCGGCACGUCGGCGUCCAUCCUGAUGGAGCUCGUCAUCGGCCCCGCGAAGCACCAGCCGUUCGACGAUGACGGCACCAUCCCGUCCGACCACCUCCACAACUUCGAGCACGCGUCCGUCUCGCUCGCGCUGCUCGCCUUCGCCGCGGUCACCAUCCACAUGGACAGGGUCCGGGCGCCGAUGCGGGACGCCGUGUCGCAGCUGGCCGCCGCCGCGGCGUUCGCGCAGGAGCUGCUCGUCUUCCACCUCCACUCCACGGACCACAUGGGCGUGGAGGGGCAGUUCCACUGGCUGCUGCAGACCGUCGUCGCCGUCACGCUGGCCACCACGCUGCUGGGCAUCCCGUGCCCGCGGAGCUUCGUGGUGAGCCUGGUCAGGUCGGCGAGCCUCGUGCUCCAGGGCGUGUGGUUGAUCGUCAUGGGCGUCAUGCUCUGGACGCCGGGGCUCGUCCCCAAGGGGUGCUUCCUGAAUCACGAGGACGGCCACGACGUGGUCCGGUGCCGCACCGACGAGGCGCUCCAUCGCGCCAAGGCGCUGGUGAACCUGCAGUUCAGCUGGUACCUGACGGGCACCAUGGUGUUCGUCGUCGUGCUCUACCUCCAGGUCAGCAGGCUGUACCCUGAGGAGCCGCAGUACUUGCCGCUGGUCAAGGGAGGACCCUCCGGCGGCCGGUUCAGCGUCGGGGACGAUGACGAGGACGAUGACGACGAGGAUGACCUGGAGGCCGCGGAAAGUACUUACGGGCACAUGGUCAGCGGCACAAAGCCCAUGGAGAUAGAGAGGUAA